Messenger RNA from Zea mays, 1930 nucleotides. RefSeq names its product MYB transcription factor. Gene Ontology annotation, molecular function: RNA polymerase II cis-regulatory region sequence-specific DNA binding; DNA-binding transcription factor activity, RNA polymerase II-specific. Gene Ontology annotation, biological process: regulation of DNA-templated transcription. Gene Ontology annotation, cellular component: nucleus. Lineage: Eukaryota; Viridiplantae; Streptophyta; Magnoliopsida; Poales; Poaceae. The record is from RefSeq and is a predicted model, not a curated record. Bases 382 to 1443 code for a protein of 353 amino acids. The transcript is spliced from 2 exons.
CUCUGGCUGGCUGCAGUUCUCGUCUGCAGGACGACACAAGAACAACACGGCCAUCAGUCUCAAAGAAAGGGCAGGGGAAGCCUGAAAGCGCAACCAAACCAAUCGCAUCUCCCACUCGAAGAAGGCAGGCAUCCAAAAGACCUACUGUCCGUCAGUAGUACAUACGUCCGUACGUAGAGUAGAGACCAAAACAAGCAAGCGUUUAUUUUGUGCUCGUUUACGUUUAGUUGUGUGUGAUCAAUUAGCCAGCCGCCGCUGCCGCGGCGUCCGCGUCCUCCUAUAUCAGCCCCGCCUCCCUUCCUUUGCAGCAGCAACCUCCCUUCCUUUCCCUUCCCCACCCCUCCUGCUGCAGUCUCUCCUCCUCAGCGGACCCGGUCCUGGAUGGCCGCCUUCUUCGCUGCUGCUCCGCCGCCGGCGGCGGGUGCUCUCGCGUCGUUCCACCACGAGGAGCAGCAGCGUCAGGACGCCGCCGAGGAGCUGUACCACGUGGACGACGACGUCGGCGAGGGCGGCUGCGGCGCAGGACAGCAGGGGAAGCUGUGCGCCAGGGGCCACUGGCGCCCCGCCGAGGACGCCAAGCUCAAGGAGCUCGUCGCGCAGUACGGGCCCCAGAACUGGAACCUCAUCGCCGAGAGGCUGGACGGCAGAUCAGGGAAGAGCUGCCGCCUGCGGUGGUUCAACCAGCUGGACCCGCGGAUCAACCGCCGGGCCUUCUCCGGCGAGGAGGAGGAGCGGCUGCUGGCGGCGCACCGCGCGUACGGCAACAAGUGGGCGCUCAUCGCGCGCCUCUUCCCCGGCCGCACCGACAACGCCGUCAAGAACCACUGGCACGUCCUCAUGGCGCGCAAGCAGCGGGAGCACACCGGCGCGCUCCGCCGGCGCAAACCCUCGUCCUCGCCGGACCCGGCGCCGCCGACGUCGCACUUGGCGCCCGUCGUCGUCCUCCACCACCACCACCACCAGCACCACGCCGGCUCGCCUCCGCGCACCGUCGCCGCCGCUCACGCGCAGUACACGGCAGCGGACACCCGCGCGCACAGCGGCGGCGAGUCCGACGAGACCGCGUCCACCUGCACCACCGACCUGUCCCUCGGCUCCGCCGCCGCCCCCUGCUUCUACCAGAGUGGUACGUACGUACAACGGCACGGCAAAUGCUUUGCUCUGUCAGUCUCUCUGAUGGUGACGGCCUGGCGUGCUCACAACACAUGUCCUACGUACGUGCGUUCGUCCCGCAGGCUACGACGCGGCUCCGCGCGCCGCGGCGUUCGCGCCCAGCGCGCGCUCCGCCUUCUCCGCGCCGCCGGCGUCGGCGCGCCAUGGCGAGUCACGCUCCGACGACAAGGCGUCGCCGCCCUUCUUCGACUUCCUCGGCGUCGGCGCGGCAUGAUCGGGGAGGGGGGCCCCCCGCGGCGGUGUACAGGAGGCGGGCCGAAAGACGCGUAGUUUAGCUUUAGGGUCCAGUUAAUGAUCAAGAACAUGGCCUGAGAGAGGAGAAAGAAUGGUGAUGGAACUGCAGAGUACUAACAAAUUCCUCAUCGAUUUUUUUUUGCCGCUGACGUUGCUAGUAACAGUAUGGCGAUUUGACUGCUCGGCUUGGGUUGGGACUUGGGAGACGAGUUGCAAGCGCUACUACACCAAGGGCAAGCGUGGGAGAUUGACAUGGAUGAAGGAAAGAAACCGCUUGCGAGUUGCGACACAAACUGCAAGGCGAAGGCAGAUCAGAUCCUCUGCUGCCUUGCCUCUUCUGUUCACACCCUCUCUCUCUCUCUCUAUAUAUAUAUUCUUUUCAUGCGCCGUUCUGUUCUGGUCUAGGAUAUUUAUUUAUUUCUCGCCUUUCUUUUUCCUUUCUUUCUUUUUCCUCUCACUUCUCUUCCCCUUUGCAUGAAGAAGAAGAAGAAACCAGGAACCAGUUCCCUGCAUUGCAGUGCCA